Didymodactylos carnosus is the source of this 1014-nucleotide messenger RNA. The record is from the annotation of a GenBank genome assembly. NCBI's taxonomy places the organism in Eukaryota, Metazoa, Rotifera, Eurotatoria, Philodinida, Philodinidae.
AUGACAUCCACAAGUGGAGCUCAAUAUAACAACAACAAUGCCAACAGUGGACCUUCAUUCACAGAAAUGUCAUUUAAUGCAAAUUCACAUUACCCAUCUCGUACAGAAAAAAACUCUUCUCUGACCUCAUCAGCAACAUCUAAUUUAGUAACAGAACCUGUUCGAUUUUCAUUUCGUACGUCUUCAGAUUCAUCGCGCACAUCGAUCGACGCAGUUCAACCAUCUGCACCAUUUGAUUUCUCAAAGCAAGGUUUGUCCCCAUUUUCUUUUAAUCAAAUAAAAGCGUCACUUCCCCCAGACCCCAGAUCGUCCGUUUCGGAUAGAAAAUCAAUAUCAGAGGAACAUUCAGUUCGAUCACCAACGCAAGGUUUACCCCCAUUUUCUUUUACUCAAAUUAAACCGUCACUUCCGCCAGACCCUAGAUCGUCCGUUUCUGAUGGAAAACCAAUAUCAGACGAACAUUCAGUUCGUUCACCAACGCAACGAAUGAAUGAUACAAAACCGUUCUUAUUUAAUCAACAACAAACCGUACCAUCGAAUAUUAAUACACCUCAAUUUUCGUUUCGUCAAUCAAACUCGAAUGGUGGAGCAAAUCCAUCAACACAAAAUCAUGUACCAUCAUUCCAAAGCAAUCAAGAAGAAACAGUGAGUACACAACGUCAGUCCACAUCUUUUGAUCAAUCACAAAAACAACAACAAUCAUCAAUAUCUGCCAAUAAUGGUAAUACUCAACAUCGUUCACUAUCAACAAUCUCUGCCACUCCCAAGUUUUCACCACCACCACCAGUGUUUUUUCCCUCUGAGGCUGGGAAUAGUAAUUACGAUGAAAAAGAUGAUACUCAAGCCUCACCAGCUGAAGAUGCAUUGGUACGAAAAUACGUUAAUACAACACUACGUGACCAAAGUGGUGUACGUGUUGAAGUUGAACGUUUAGACCCCAACUCACCGUUGUACUCUAUAAAAUCCUUCCAGGAUUUGAAUUUGAAACCUGAAUUGCUAAAAGGUGCGGUUUGA